AUGACUAAGUCACAGACUAAGAAGGGGGAGGAGAAGAAAGAGGAGGAGAAGAAAGAGGAGAAGAGGGAGGGGGGAGGAGGGGAGGAAGAAAGAGGAGAAGCGGGAGGGGAGGAGGAGAACAAGAAAGAGGAGGAGAGGGAGGGGAGGAGGGGAAGAAGAAAGAGAAGAGGGAGGGGAGGAGGAGGGGAAGAAGAAAGAGAAGAGGGAGGGGAGGAGGGGAAGAAGAAAGAGGAGGAGAGUGAGGGGAGGAGGAGGAGGAGAGGGAGGGGAGGAGGGGGAGAAGAGGGAGGGGAGGUGGAGGAGGAAAUGAAAGAGGAGAAGAGGGACGGGAGGAAGGAAGAGGGGGUAGGAGGAGGAGAAGAAGAAAGAGGAGGAGAAGAGGGAGGGGAGGAGGAGGGGAGGAAGAAAGAGGAGGAGAAGAGGGAGGGGAGGAGGAGGGGAAGAAGAAAGAGGAGAAGAGGGAGGGGGAGGAGGGGAAGAAGAAAGAGAAGAGGGAGGGGAGGAGGAGGGGAAGAAGAAAGAGGAGAAGAGGGACGGGAGAAGAAGAGGAGGAUAAGAAGAGGGAGGGGAGAAGAAGUAAAAUUAAUCUCACUUGUGUAUAAUGAUAUGCGUACAUUUGAAAUACAUAAAUAA
This is a messenger RNA of Haliotis rufescens (red abalone), 633 nucleotides long. RefSeq names its product conglutin alpha 2-like. Lineage: Eukaryota; Metazoa; Mollusca; Gastropoda; Lepetellida; Haliotidae. The record is from RefSeq and is a predicted model, not a curated record. The transcript is spliced from 2 exons. Bases 1 to 633 code for a protein of 210 amino acids.